Molecule: messenger RNA, 2748 nt
Organism: Exophiala spinifera
Lineage: Eukaryota; Fungi; Ascomycota; Eurotiomycetes; Chaetothyriales; Herpotrichiellaceae
Exons: 3
Coding region: 1-2748 (915 amino acids)
Molecular function (GO): protein binding
Source: RefSeq, a predicted model, not a curated record
AUGAGUCCUGUCCUCGGCUCACUGGAAGGCCAGGCAGCCAAUGCUGCGCAGGGGAUGGUGCUGGAUCCAAUUUCUCGGCAAAUUCUAGAGCGCACUCAAUCCUCGAACAAGCUUCCUUCAGGCCAACAAAGCGGUGUAGUGCCUUCAAAGUCCACUUAUGCGGAUCCCGGUCCUUCCGAAGAUCUAUACUCGGGCAGAAUGUCUUCCGACCCGGCGCCAUUGCGAAGAGUUGACAGUGGUGCUAGUAACAAGUUGACCAAGGACAAGAAGAAGGGUGUAUCAUUUCUGAGCCGCAUUAUGGGCGGUCCCAAAAAGAGGGAUGUGUUCGACGUGCGCGAGGACACAAUCUCAGAGUUUGCCGACGAUCGUUCACCUGGAGUCGAGGCCGAAGUAUUCUCUCAGCCACUGGGCCACAUACCAAAGUUCCCUGCUCCUCCACGCUAUAUCAAGGUCAAAACGCAGCACAGGAAAGAGAAGGAACUCGACCGACUGUUUCUGGCUCAGAUAGCCCUCGAGGCGCCGAAACCUAAGUCGAGGAGGAGGCUGUCAAUAGACUCUAAAAUACACGAUAUCACAGACAAUCCAACCAGCCCUUCGACCACAUUGACGAGUACAGGAAACUCUGCAAUAUGGGCCAUGGAAUUCUCAAAGGAUGGCAAGUAUCUUGCCGCUGCUGGGCAAGAUAAAAAGCUGAGAGUGUGGGAAGUCAUUUCCAGCACGGAGGAGCGUGAGUUCGAGGAGAAGCUCGCAGAGUCCGGAAAGGAUGGGAAUAAGAUCAAAUUGAAUGCUCCCGUCUUCAAGACCAAACUCGCAAGGGAGUAUGACGGCCACACCUCGAGUGUACUUGACCUCAGCUGGAGUAAGAACAACUUCCUGUUGUCCUCCUCGAUGGACAAGACAGUUCGACUUUAUCACGUCAGUCGGGCCGAAUGUUUGUGUGCCUUCAAGCACAAUGAUUUUGUCACCUCGAUACAGUUUCAUCCUCGUGAUGAUCGUUUCUUCCUGGCUGGGUCUCUGGAUUCCAAGCUGCGGUUAUGGAGCAUUCCUGACAAGACUGUGGCGUUCUGGGCCCAAGUGCCCGAUAUGGUGACCGCUGUUGCGUUCACACCUGAUGGCAAAACUGCCAUCGCUGGGUGUCUGAACGGUCUUUGCAUCCUGUACGACACGGAGGGGUUGAAAGCACACUCGCAAAUCCACGUACGGUCGGCACGGGGAAAAAACGCGAAGGGGAGCAAAAUCACUGGCAUCGACACGAUCGCCUUGCCCAGAGACAACGCAAACACGGACGUCAAACUCCUGAUCACGAGCAACGAUUCCCGAAUACGAAUGUACAAUCUGAAAGACAGGACGCUGGAGGUGAAAUUUAGAGGAAACGAGAAUACCUGCAGCCAGAUCCACGCCUCUUUCAGCGAUGAUGGGAAGUAUGUUAUAUGUGGAAGUGAAGACCGGAAGGUGUACAUAUGGCCUACUUCGGAACAUGAGAGACCGGACAAUGAAAAACGACCGAUGGAAGUCUUCGAGGCGCAUUCGGCCAUCGUCACCACCGCCUUACUAGCCCCUGAGAGAACGCGAAGGUUACUUGCACAGUCUGGCGAUCCUUUGUACGACCUAUGUAAUCCUCCACCGGUGACCUUGUUCAGCCGCGCGGACUCGGUGAUAUCUUCUCGCGCGCCGACAAAUAAUAGUUCUGACGAGAAGAACCCUAUAUUUGAGAACCGGCUGUCUGGGUCACCUAAGCGUGCUCCAGAAAGCCCAGCCUUCCUUGCACGACAUUCCCAUCCAGGCGGCCAAAUAAUAGUGACGGCGGAUUACACUGGACAGAUCAAAGUGUUUCGGCAGGAUUGUGCCUUCCAGAAACGCAAACACGAAUCAUGGGAUGCAGGGUCGUCGUUUUCUAGGAAAAUGCUUGGUCGGAGCGCAUCUGUGAACACUCGUACAUCAGGCACAAGUUCCACACAUCGUAACUCGUUUGUCAUGGGCUCAAAAACUCAGUCAACCGACCGCAUCCUGAGCUGGAGGAACUCGGUCAGCGCCACAGCUGGUGGAAAUCCUCCGUCAGCCAGUUUGGUCGAGAUUCGUGGAUCAAUGAGCAGCGAACGGUCACGUAGUGCAUCGCCGAAGAAACUGAUUUCGCACCGGCUCUCAUUGCGGAAAGCUUCACCACCGACCAAGAACGGCAUUCUUUCUCCUACAUCUCCUACAUUCCACUCGCCGCUCAAUCAGAUGCAGAAUGGACCUUCGAUAGCAGUCACCUCACCUACCGCCAGUUCACAUACGCAAAAGACACCAGACUACGAAAAGCAUUUUUCCCCCACAGACUUCCAGCCGAUCAGAACAAAUCCCUCACCCUCCGACCUCCCCCACAAUGAUCCUCUUUUGCUCAUGGACCAGCAAUCAUUUCUUGCCUGGGACAUACGCAACACCCUGCUGCCCAUGGCAAAACAUAUUCCUCGAACGCCCGGAGUUCUGGGUCCCGAUGGUAAUCCUCUAUCCCGAGCGGAGAGUUACGUUAGUCAACUUUCCAGUGAAAUCGCUGCAUCGGAUCAGGAAGCACACAGUGCUGGUGCCAGUGUCGACGGUGACAACGAGAGAGCACGUAACAACCGCAAGUCUCGUUCACGCAGAAGAAGCAGCGCUAGCAGUGAGGGCGAACUGCGCUGUCGAAAUUGCAGAGGUAAGGCAUUCAAAGUGACAAUGGGCCAAAAGGGGCAGACAUUCCGAUGUAAGAAAUGUGGUACAGUGGUGUGA